AUGGAUGCGGCGAUCUUUAAAAAUGGCUCGCUUGAGAUUGCAGACUUUGCUGAUAAAGUCUUGCAAUACAUCUUUCCCUGCCAAUCUGCUAUGAGUUUGGCCUGCCAUCUUGGUGACGAGGAAGAUUGGGGCCCAUGUGAAGAGUUGCAUGAGGAAUAUGAGAGCGGGUUCGAAGCCGACAGGUCGAACUCACAAGCAGCUGACGCGGAGUCUCAAACAGCUGUAUCGAAGGGAAGCUGCUUUGGAGAUAGGGGCACUGGGUUUCACACUGAAGUAGACUUCGAUAACGUAGAUUCGAAGCUUAGGACGGGAUACAAGAAGAGUUGA
Messenger RNA from Mytilinidion resinicola, 327 nucleotides. RefSeq lists its product as uncharacterized. The transcript is spliced from 2 exons. Lineage: Eukaryota; Fungi; Ascomycota; Dothideomycetes; Mytilinidiales; Mytilinidiaceae. The coding region runs from base 1 to 327 and encodes 108 amino acids. The record is from RefSeq and is a predicted model, not a curated record.